AUGACGGCGGAAGCCUUCAAGGACACGGGGAAAGAGCGUGUGGACGAUGUUCCCAGCGACUCAGGUCCCAUACAGGCGGGUGACGAGCCGGUACCAGUCGACCCUGAGCUCGUGAGACGGGUCUUCCCCGAUGGAUCCAUCAGAGGAUUAACACUAUCUCUCCCAGGCUACGGUCUUGUCGUCUAUGACAAGGCUAUUCUGGGGAGCGCUGCCCUCUUCGGAAUGGUCGACGACCUAGACCUCAGGGUUGGCGACAGCACCAGCCGACUCAGUUGGGCCACGUCCCUAUUCUAUCUAGGACAGCUGGCCGGGUCAUACCCGACGACGUACCUCGUACAGCACUUCAGGACCCGCUGGACCGUUGGGCCGGCCGUGAUGAUUUGGGCCAUCGUGGCUGCGUCGGCUGCCGGGUGCAAAACAUACCAGGGCCUCUUUGCCCAGCGCUUCUUUCUUGGUUUCUCCGAGGCUAUCAUCCCGACGUCCUUCAUGAGCAUCAUCAGUGGCUUCUACACGCAGGAGGAGCAGGCGGCGCGACAGACGCUCUGGUUCAGCGGCGCCGGUUGGUUCACAGCCAUCGGACCUAUCCUCAAUUACGGAUUCGCGCAGAUUGACGGCGGCGCACUGCACUCGUGGCAGUACUGCUUCGUGUUUGCGGGUAUCCUGACCUCCCUCUUCGGCCUGUGGGCAUUCUUCAUGCCCGAUUCCCCCACAGAUGCCUGGUUCCUGACGGGCGAGGAGCGUGUGACGGCUGUGGAGAGGCUGCGUGCUGGCCAGACGGGUAUCAGGAACCAUGAGAUCAAGCUGGAUCAGAUCAAGGAGUCUAUCCUCGAUCCGACCGUCUGGCUCGUCUUCGUCAUGAUGGCGUCGGGAUACACGGCAAAUGGAGCGGUUACUGGGUUCGGUCCUCUCAUCGUGUCCACAUUCGGCUACUCGACCUUGUCGUCUGCCCUGUUCCAGAUGCCCAUCGGCUUUCUCUGCGUGCUGAGCUCCCUGUUGACAGGACUGGCAGCUUCGCGCUGGCGCAACAUUCGCUUCCCUCUCCUGCUGGCCUGCUGCGCCCCCGUCAUUGCGGGCUACAUCAUCAUUUGGAAGUCGAGUUGGGGCGACCGUCCUGCGGCGCCGGUGGCCGGCUAUUCCAUCAUCGGCUUCUUCGGCGGCGUCGUCGGGCUCGUUGUGCCCAUUGCCUCAUCCAAUGUCGCGGGAGACACGAAGAGGAGCUUCACCGCGGCCGCCGUUUUCGCCGGAUACUGUGUGGGCAACAUCGUCGGGCCUCAGAUGGUCGUCUCCAGCGAGAAGGAACGGCACUAUCCCACACUGUGGUCUGGACUCAUUGGCUGCUACAUGAUCACCAUCGUAGCUACCUCCACUCUGUGGUUCCUGCUAUGGAGGGAAAACAAACGUCGCGCCGGACUGAAUCUGGACAAGGCUGAGGCUGGCCGCCUUGGUUUCCACGACUUGACUGAUCGUCAAAACCUACACUUCGUUUACAAGCUAUAG
Geosmithia morbida is the source of this 1497-nucleotide messenger RNA. Its product is annotated as Major Facilitator Superfamily. Gene Ontology annotation, biological process: transmembrane transport. The record is from RefSeq and is a predicted model, not a curated record. Gene Ontology annotation, cellular component: membrane. Bases 1 to 1497 code for a protein of 498 amino acids. Lineage: Eukaryota; Fungi; Ascomycota; Sordariomycetes; Hypocreales; Bionectriaceae. The transcript has 5 exons. Gene Ontology annotation, molecular function: transmembrane transporter activity.